AUGACAAGGAAGGAGUUGGCAAAAAAAACUCAAGAAGCUGCCAAACUCUUUUUCUCUCUCAAUCAUGCUGAAGCCAACAAUCGAACUCUGUUUGAUCAAGCCAAGGCUUCUAGGGCUGCUCAGAACCAAGCCAAGAAAAAAGCAAAAACUGCCGAGGCUAAUGCCGAAGCCACUAAGGCCAAUCUCGAGGAUGCCAAGGCUAAGGCCAUUGAGUUAGAGGCCAAACUCCAAGAGGCCCUUGACUCAAAGGAUGCCGAGGUCAAGGCGGCCGAUGAGAAGGCUUUCGAAGAGGGCCAAGCCGCCGUCUGCGACCAGUACAAAGGGCAAGACAACCUGGCUUACAACCAAGGUUAUUACCUCGACUGGACGGCGGUGCUCAACAAGAUAUCUGUCCCAAUGGCCUCCCUACACCGGGAUAUUAACCAGCUCCAAGUGCCCUUCCCUCUUGCUCUGAAGGAAUCUGAUGAUGAUGUCGAAAAAGAUAACGCCGAGGAAGAGGCUGAGGACGAAAAAGGGGCUGCUGUUGAGGCCAAGUCCCCCACUCUGAAUGAGCAAGUUCUUGACUUGAUUCAAGACGAGGAGGAUGAGGUCUCCAAGAGUGCCUCUCCUAAGAGGACAGCGUCUGAAGCCGAGGUACAGACAGCCGAGAAAAGCCUUGACCAGACUAUUCUCGAGAUCGAUGCCGAGAUCGAGGCGAAUAAGACUGUCGUGAAGCUUUCCCAGUUGUUUGCUGAAGCCGACACACAGCCAAUCGCCGAUGCAGAACAGUCCAUUUAG
Molecule: messenger RNA, 777 nt
Organism: Camellia sinensis
Lineage: Eukaryota; Viridiplantae; Streptophyta; Magnoliopsida; Ericales; Theaceae
Source: RefSeq, a predicted model, not a curated record